Messenger RNA from Xenia sp. Carnegie-2017, 2828 nucleotides. Its product is annotated as protein DD3-3-like. The transcript is spliced from 10 exons. Bases 80 to 2047 code for a protein of 655 amino acids. Lineage: Eukaryota; Metazoa; Cnidaria; Anthozoa; Malacalcyonacea; Xeniidae. The record is from RefSeq and is a predicted model, not a curated record.
UUAAUUAUAAGAACGACAUUCGGCUGAUUUGAGAACAGAAACCUUUGUGUGCGCGAAGAAAGCAGAGUUGUGAUACAUCAUGAAGUUGUGUAUUUUUACAUUGGUUGGUCUUCUAUUGUGUUGGAGCAAUGCUGAUGUGUACCUUCACAAUCCUAGGGGUUCAAAUAACCGCCUAAAUGAAGCAAGUACCGCGCGAGCGAAUGCUAACAGAAUGUUUGACUCUCAGAACAACAACAAUGGGGGCUACAACGUCGGUGAUAAAGAUCAAGCAUCGCACUCCGAAAACGAUCAAUUUAAUAUGCACUAUUUUCAAAGUAGUGAAUCCCAUAAAAGUUCGUCGCCUGGUCUUGAUGGCAAAUCACUUCUCACAAUUGAAUGGACCAAUCAACAUGGCUGUGGUGACAGAGAUUUGAACUGCAACAUCGUUCUUCAAUACAAAUGUCAAGAUGAUUUCGCACACAGAACACUAAAUUAUGAUUCUCUGAGAAAUGGGGGCACAACAAGUACUUCUCAGUACCACCACCAACAACAUACCUCUCGAUCAUCUAAGAAUAAUAGAAAGCAAUCUGAUUCACAGACUACCUAUGGUCUCCACGAACCUUGGGAAUGGUACGAUAAAUGCAAGAAAAGAUAUCGAAAUAAAGGUCUAUUCACAGCUGAUCAACAUCUCAAUGGUGAUCAAAGCAUCUACACCCGUCAAAAUCCAAACGGCAAUCGUUAUGGUUACGAAUGUCCCGAAGAACGUGAUUAUUACCCAUAUUGGCAUCCUACAGACUGGAUUGAUAUUGCUGUUCUUGCCCAUAAUCAAUCUAUGUGUGAAUAUUAUCGAAAUGAGAGCUUCAACGUUAAAGAAAAAGGAGAAUGUCUUCAGUACUACAAUACAAUUUCUGACGGCUUUCGCCACGAUUCCAUGUAUAACAAUAAACUUGACUGUGAAAAGAAGGGUGGUUUUUGGGUUCAAUUCAUCAACUAUCUUGAAAAAAAGGAAGAGUUUGACAGAAAAACAGAUUGUUUGGCGGCAAGCACAAAUGAUGUACGUCUUAUCUGGGCCAUUCCCUAUCGUUCUGAAGAUAUUGAUGACUUGAGAAUGAGCGGACACAGCAUUGAAUCUUUAAGACGGUGUUUGGUGGCUUUAGAUCCUCCAGAAUGUUAUAAAGCUCCUUACACGAGAAGUAAUCAUUUGGGAAAUGCGCACAAUGUUGUUCCUCUCAACUACACUUGGGUUCUUCCAUAUUUUCCUUCGCGUCGUGCUCAGAGAUGUGUUUUCAGGAUAAGGUAUAACAUUUCCACCGGUGAUUAUCCUCCAUUCAACACUUUCAGUGACCAAAACCAUGCCCAGAAUGAAGGUGUGUACUCUCCUGUGCAAAACAAUCCAACGGUUGACAUUGGCCGAACACAAUUACAAUUAAGACUUGCAAUUAACACGGCGCAAUUUGGACGCACUUUUCAAGACCGAUCCCAUUUAUUCAAACUCAUGCCAAGACGUACGGGCAUUACAAAUAAUGACGUCAUUUAUAAUCUGAACGUCCGUGGUAAACGUGGUAAUAUAGUACAAGUCUAUCCAGCUGUGGAGUAUGACUUCAUUCCCAAACGACUUAAAAUCACAAACACCAGUCUCGUUCACAUCCAGUGGACAGGUUCGAAUAGAAAUCCAUCAAACAAUGACGGACAGGGUACUGCAGGUACUGAUCGAAACAAUAUGGUUGAAAUGCAAGAUCCUUCGGUGAAUUACCCCCUCACUUCUGAAAAAACAUUAACGAUGUUCGAGAAUGCUGAAAUCGUCUGGUCCAGCGAUAUAGAGACCAAAUCAAAAGAGGAUCUCAUUAUAAGUAUGGCGUCGUCUGGUUACUACAACAGUAUGGCACUUUGUUAUCCAUCAACAACCGAUCGUAAUAAUCGUGCUCAGCUUAAUGUAUUACUUAAUAAUGCUCCGGCAUCAUAUCGUGGCAUGUUACUCAGAUUUGCACCAGGAAAAUAUUACUACAUGUGCACUAGAAAUAAUAAUUUCAGCAACCGCAAUCAAAAGGGAAGACUAACUGUGAUAUAAACUGUGAUUGUGCAGUUAGGAUAGGAGGGUAGUGUCGUAGGCAGGACUUAAAUUGGGGCUGUUUAGGGUUGCCAUUGGGGGUUGCUGUUGCCAUCCCUGCUGGUGCCACUGAGUGACGGUAUAUUUUUUAAUGUUUCUCACAUAUUGAGUCAAGCACAAACUGAAUAGUUUCGUAAUGUUUCAAAAAAACUCACGUCUUUUUUCGUAUUAUAAAUAAUCACACUAGGUGGCCGGUGGCAUUGUAAAUAGCUAUUUUUUCCACAAUGAUAGCGCAAAUAAUACUACCGUUGACCUGAUUGUAAGUUUGUAACUGGAUGUCUAUCUCCCACCAAAAUGUUAAGUCGAAUUCAACCUGUGUGGCUGAGCCUCAAUUUUUUUCAAGAACGGGUCAAAGAGAGUCAUUACGACAGACCUUUUGCUACAAUACAUGUAAAAAUUGUGGAAGAAAAAGACAUGUUUAUUUAUAGGAAGACUUCCAGCUAUACAUGGUACAAAAACAGGAAACGAAAAUUUUGUUGUUAACACUUUAAUAUGCUGUUUUUCCAAGUAACUAUUUUAUAUUUGUUUCGGUGCUGAAUCGCUCGAAGUAAUCAAAUAAAUCUAGAAAUUCAAAUUAGAGUAAAAAGGUACAGCACAGAUAAAUUUAACAAAACAGCGUUAGAUGACCAUAAAAGAAGUAAAAUGUAAGUAUGAGUUUAAUAUUUGCCUCAAAACUUAGUUACAAUUUGCUAACAUUAUAAGAACACGUCUGCUUCAUGCAAUAAAAUUUUAUAGAAGAGAA